Messenger RNA from Myripristis murdjan (pinecone soldierfish), 5051 nucleotides. RefSeq names its product RIMS binding protein 2a (gene rimbp2a). The transcript has 25 exons. Lineage: Eukaryota; Metazoa; Chordata; Actinopteri; Holocentriformes; Holocentridae. Gene Ontology annotation, molecular function: protein binding. Gene Ontology annotation, biological process: neuromuscular synaptic transmission. The record is from RefSeq and is a predicted model, not a curated record.
UUGUUGGAUGGAAGAAGAUGAAGGAGCUGCACAGUGAGCAUGCGGGGUCACAUGUCCAGCGCUAACAUCGAGGAGCUGCUCAGGCAGUCUCAGAUGGAGCUGCUGUGGAUCCAGAGGCAGCUGGCCAUGAUCUCUGCCAGGAACACACACCACCACCUGCACACCAAGGGCAAGCCAAGAUGUGAUGUGUCCCCCCUGCCGGCGUCAGGCCACCCCGCCCACAGCGUGAACCGCUUCCGGCUGCUGGAGGAGAAGAACCGAGCGCUGAAGCUGGAAGUGGCCACCCUCCGCCAGCAGAAGCAGCAGUACAGGACGCUGAAAACAAAGCUCCAUGCUGCCCUGCAGGAGAAAAAUCGCCUGAACCUUGAGCUGAUCAACCACAACCUGAGGGCGUCCAAGUAUGACCAGGUGCGAUCUGACUAUGACCAACUGAAGCAGACCUUCACUGUGGUGAGCCAGGAGAGGGACGUGGCCCAGGAGGAGAGGAACAAGCUCCAAGGCAAAGUGGAGAACCUGGAACAGGUUCUGAAGCAUAUGCACGAGGCUGCAGAGCAGAAGCAGCGGCUGCAGACAGAGCAUGAGCAAGCCCUGGUGGCCCUUCACACCAAGCAGAAGGAGAUCAAUCAACUGCAAAGGGCGCAGGUUCAAGCUGAGCAAGAGCAUGAGGGAGCAGUACACCUGUUAGAGGUCAAGGUUCGCGACCUGGAGCAAAAAUGCAGGUCACAGAGUGAGCAGUUCCAGCAGCUGUCCAAAGAGCUGCUGAAUUUCCACCUGCAGUCAGAUACCGUGGACGUCCUCGGCACCGGUUCCUGCUCCGGCUACCAGAUCCCCCUCUCGCCGGAGAAGAGACUCUCACAAAUCCUCAACAGACUGGCGACCCAGCCAGAGGCAGGCGAUGAGAGCGUGGCCAAUGCAGAGCCACUGAUCUCCAAGUUCUUACCCUGCCCACCGCAGACCGGAGACAGAGAGAGAGCCAAGCCGCUGUCCGUCAAAUCCAGCACCGUGACAACGGACCGCCCCAGCAGCCCUCGACAGGUGACCCUCUCAGAGAUGGAGGAUGAGGCCAGCCCAUCGCCCAGGUCCAAGCCUCGCUACACAGGCCAGGUCCGCCUUUGCACUGCCCGUUACAGCUAUAACCCAUAUGAUGGACCAAACGAGCACCCAGAAGCAGAGCUCCCCCUGGUGGCUGGAAAGUACCUGUACGUUUACGGCAACAUGGACGAUGACGGCUUCUAUGAAGGGGAGCUGCUGGACGGCCAGCGAGGACUCGUCCCCUCCAACUUCGUGGAGUUUGUCCAGGACAAGGAGAAACCAGCGAUUCAGGCUGGGGAGGGAGGGGAGGACCUGGGCCCACUGGACCACACACCCCUAAGCCUGAUGGGCGUGGAUGGAGGGUCGUCCCAGGACGGCCUCCUGGGCUCAGCCAACACCCUGGGACCCUGCAGCAACGGGACGGGGGGGCCCCUGGACCUCGAAGACCUGGCCGAAGACGUUGUGCCUUAUCCCCGGAAGAUCACCUUGAUCAAGCAGCUGGCACGGAGCGUCAUCGUGGCCUGGGAGCCUCCGCUGGUGCCCAUGGGCUGGGGGAACAUCUCCGGCUACAACGUGCUGGUGGACGGUGAACUUCGCGCCACCGUGCCCUUCGGGGGCCGGACCAAGUGUCUGCUGGAGAAGCUGGACCUGGACGGCUGCGUCCACCGCGUCUCGGUGCAGUGCAGCACCGACCGCGGCCUGUCCGACGAGCUGCGCUGCACCUUGCUGGUGGGAGCCAAUGUGGUGGUGGCGCCGUGUGGCCUGCGGGUGGACGACAUUCAGCGUGACACUGCUGAGCUCUCUUGGUUGCCUAGCAACAGUAACUAUGGGCACACAGUGUUCCUGGACGGGGCAGAGCACGCGGCGAUGAAGCCGGGAAGGUAUAGGCUACGCUUCGUCAACCUGAAGGCCAUGACGGUUUACAAGGUGACGGUGGUGGCGCGGCCGCACCAGGUGCCAUGGCAACUGCCGCUGGAGCAGAGAGAGAAGAAGGAAGCCGGCGUGGAGUUCUGCACGCAGGCUGCAGGUCCAACACCAUAUUGCAGAACAGGCCCUCCCCUCCCCCCGCAGGACGUGCAGGUGCUCUGUGGCCAGGCUCCAGGGGUCCUGCAGGUCUGCUGGAAGCCCCCCAUCCUAUCGCCCACAGGGACAUCCAAUGGUGCAAAUGUCAUUGGCUACGCAGUCUGUACUAAAGGACAGAGGAUAGCGGAGGUGCUGUACCCGAUGGCAGACUACGUUACCGUGGAGCUGACGAGGAUUCAGUGCCUGGAGGCCAGGGAGGUCAUCGUCCGAACGCUAUCUGCACAGGGAGAAUCCCAGGACUCCCAAGUCGCCGUCAUUCCAAACAACCUGCUCGUGCCUCUACCCCCACUGCCGCUGCCCCCGCCCAUGCACCCCCACACAGGCCCCCCUCCGCACCCCCAUCCUCAACCCCACCUCCAGUCUCCUCACCUCUCCCACCCCAAGCCUCAACUGCCUGCCCCGCCCCAGGCACAUGGACAACCUCUCCCGUCCCACCCUCCGCACCCUCAGCCCCAUCCCCGCCUCGCCCACCCAGGAGGCCCCCCUCAGCCCCAGCUUCGACACCCACACCCUCAGCCCCAGCCCUUACAUCUCCAGCCUCACCCGUCCCACCAAGGCCCCAGGCCCCAGCACCGACUGCCUCUGCUGCCCCACCCCCAGCCCCACCCCAUACCUCAGAGACCAGUAAGUGCCAGAGAUCUGGAUGCCAAAGAGCAGGCGGCCCACCACGGAGGAACCAUUCCACCCGGCCAGCCCGGCUGGGACCCCACCCGCUCUCCGUCCGCCCAGCCCCCGGUGCCCAUGCAAGGCCACACCCUGGAGGCCCCCCCCUCUGCCAACCCCCGCUCGCCCUCCCCUCAAAGGAUUCUCCCGCAGCCUCGAGGCACUCUCAUCCCCGACACCGUGGCCAAGGCCAUCGCCCGGGAGGCAGCACAGAGGGUGGCGGCGGAAAGCGGCAAGGUAUGAUAGGAAUGGAAAUGUGAAGAAGCGAGACUGCAGCAUUCAGUCUCACUGAACACACAACAAACUGGCGACAGGAGGCAGGGCGGCUACGGAGAGCAGGGUCAAUCAUAUCACCAGCAUCACUCGGACGAGGAAGAGGAGGACGAGGAAGGCUACGCUCGCGGCCGCAGGAGAGGAGCCUCGGUGGACGAAUUCCUCCGCGGGUCCGAGCUGGGGCGGCCGCCUCACUACAGUCACAGUGAGGAUUAUCACAGCGAGAGCAGCCGCGGCUCCGACCUGUCUGACAUCAUGGAGGAGGAUGAGGAGGAGCUCUACUCUGAGAUGCAGCUGGAAGAGGGACGGAGACGCAACUCACACAACACACUCAAGGCCAACGCUCCUGCUGGAGGUCGGAUCGACCGGGAGACGGGGAGACGGAUUCCCCACGGCGGCUCCCAACCCCAGCGGCGACCUCUCAUGGUGCCCUCUAUUGAGAUAACCUCUGAGAAUAACAGUGAGGGGAACGUCUCCCCCGUCAGCGAGGAGCUUUACUAUGGCAGAGUAGCUCGGCACAGGACGUGGUCCUCCUGCAGGCGCGCGGGCGGCGUGGGCGCCAGGUCUCCGUAUGAUGGCUACAGGGAUCGGGAACGCCGCUCCCCUCCGUACUACGACGAGUCGGAGCCGGAGGAAUCCUUCCGGAUCUUCGUGGCGCUCUUCGACUACGAUCCCCUCUCCAUGUCGCCCAACCCGGACGCCGCCGACGAGGAGCUGCCCUUCAAGGAGGGACAGAUCAUCCGGGUGUACGGCGAUAAAGACACGGACGGGUUCUACCGAGGGGAGGUGAGGGGCCGGACGGGCCUGAUCCCCUGCAACAUGGUGUCAGAGAUCAGGGCCGAGGACGACGAGACCAUGGAGCAGCUCAUCAAACAGGGCUUCCUGCCGCUCAGCACGCCGGUGGACCGGAUAGAGCAGAACAGGCGAGGCCUCCGGCGGGAUCAGGCCUCCAGGAGGAUGGUGGCGCUGUACGACUACGACCCGAGAGAGAGCUCCCCGAAUGUCGACGUCGAGGCUGAGCUGACCUUCUGUGCCGGCGACAUCAUCGCUGUGUUUGGAGACAUUGAUGAAGACGGGUUUUAUUAUGGUGAGAUCAACGGCCACCGUGGUUUGGUUCCCUCUAACUUCCUGGAAGAAGUGCCUGAUGACGUGGAGGUGUACCUGACAGACACUCCGUCCCACUACCCCCAGGAAGAGCCUGCCAGCCGGCCCGCCCCCGCCGCCGCCAACCCCGCCACCGCCACCGCCGCCGCCACCUCCGCCACCGCCGUCUCAGAGGGCAAACGGGUCACCACGGAAACCACCGACACCGCCGACAACGAUGUCACCCCCGUCCGAGCGCCGUCCCCCAUCGUGCGGCCCCUCCUCCCGGGCACCAUGCGGCCCCUCAGCCCCACGAGGGGCCCCCACCUCCCCCUGGACCCGCGGGAUUCCCAAGAUCUGGCAGCCAAGAAGAAGAAAGGACUUCUGUCCAAGGGGAAGAAACUGCUGAAGAGACUCUCCCCUGUGAAAUAAACACACACACACACACACACACACACACACAUACAUGUACAAUAAGUGCACAUGCCGGGCUCUGUAUAUUGCACACAUGCAAUCAGCUCUGAACCACAUGGCAGAGAGGAUGUGAGCUUUGUCUUUGGACUGUGUGAGCCAAUUUGAAUAUAAUCAGUGAUACAAUUAUUCAUGUCGAGUGAUGAAUACAAAUCAACUUAAUUAUGUACAGUGCAGCGUGCCAAAAUCAAGAGAGAGGUGAACUCACACACAAAUACAAUUAACUGUGAUGUAUUUUAAAUCAAGGGAUGAUUCAAAAAAAAGAAAGAAAGAAAGAAAGAAAGGAAAAAAAAACUAGGAUUUUCAUGACAUUUUUUUUCUCUUUUCUUUAUCAUCAGUUGAAUAAUUUUUUUUACAGGUGCGUUGAUUUCAAGCAGGGUAGCUGUGGCAAACACAUUGACCUUCAUCGAGGUUUUCCAUAGACUUUACUCAGCAAAAAAAAAAAA